AUGAGUGAAAUCCUGACAGAUGAGCAGAUAGAUCAGCUCUUGGUCGAGGCAGAAGCCCGCCUGCGAGAGAAAGCUGGUCUUUCGUCAACAUCAGCAGGCGCUGAUGAAAUCAGUCUCAACACCACCGGGGUGAAGACCAAGCAGAGGAAGCCUCUACCAAAACUGCAACACGGCCUCGCUCAGCAGACAUACAUCAAGGACAACCAUGGAGUCGCCGAGGCUAAACCACAGGCAACGAUCCCUAAGGAUCAACGCAAGCUAGCCGACGGGUUAAGGUCGGUCGAAGUGGCCGAGAAAGCGAAGAAAAUUAAUGAUCAAACUUCCGCCGGCCCCGACUGGUUCGACUUGCCCAAAACCAACCUGACGCCGCAACUGAAGCGUGAUCUUCAACUCAUCGAAAUGCGAUCAGUCCUCGAUCCACACCGGCACUACAAGAAGAAUAACCGGAAAGGAAAAGUCCCUACGUUUUCACAGACUGGCACUGUUAUUGAAGGCCCUACGGAGUUCUACAGCUCGAGAAUCAACAAGAAGGACCGCCAUAAGAAUUUCGUCGAAGAAGCCAUGGCUACAGAGAAGGAGACCGGUCGCUUCAAGAGGAAGUACAGUGAGAUUCAAGAAGCGAAGACCAGUGGCAAAAAGGCACAUUACAAGAAACUCAUGGCCAAGCGCAAGAAGAAGCCUUGA
Molecule: messenger RNA, 684 nt
Organism: Exophiala dermatitidis NIH/UT8656
Lineage: Eukaryota; Fungi; Ascomycota; Eurotiomycetes; Chaetothyriales; Herpotrichiellaceae
Exons: 2
Coding region: 1-684 (227 amino acids)
Biological process (GO): RNA processing
Cellular component (GO): nucleolus
Molecular function (GO): RNA binding
Source: RefSeq, a predicted model, not a curated record